This is a messenger RNA of Siniperca chuatsi (mandarin fish), 4080 nucleotides long. RefSeq names its product E3 ubiquitin-protein ligase AMFR-like. Gene Ontology annotation, cellular component: ubiquitin ligase complex; endoplasmic reticulum; cytosol. The transcript is spliced from 14 exons. Gene Ontology annotation, molecular function: ubiquitin protein ligase activity; ubiquitin binding. Gene Ontology annotation, biological process: ubiquitin-dependent protein catabolic process; protein K48-linked ubiquitination; endoplasmic reticulum unfolded protein response. The coding region runs from base 282 to 2141 and encodes 619 amino acids. Lineage: Eukaryota; Metazoa; Chordata; Actinopteri; Centrarchiformes; Sinipercidae. The record is from RefSeq and is a predicted model, not a curated record.
UAAUGCAACACUAAGGAUACCAGCUGCCAUUAAACUUCAAAGAAGAAGAGGAAGAAGCUUCCCCUCCCCUCCCCUCAGCCAGCUGUCUGAUCGGUGAAAUAAACAUGACGAUGUUGUCAACAACGAUGUUCUCAGUGCAGCUGCACUAAAAGUACAGCACCGAAUACAACAAAGGACGUUGGAAAUUGUGGUUAGAUAAAUUUGUGACAAACUGUUGUGUUGAGUUCUUGGAUCGGGACAAACACCAUUUAACAGGUUGAGGAGUGGACGUAAACACUGCAAUGCCUCUGCUGUUUUUGGAGAGGUUUCCUUGGCCCAGCCUGCAGACCUACACAGCACUGAGUGUGGCUUUGCUUGCUGGCAGUAUCUUCAGUGCCUACACCACUGUGACUGACCCGGGGUUUGGGGCCUUGGAAACUGAUGAAACACCAGCCCCCUCUGAAGUGGCUCUUGAACAUCUAAACAAUGAUAUUAGUAACACAGAAUUGGCAACCACUGUCCUGUGGUAUCUUGUCACUGACAGUCUCUUUGUAUGGGUCUUAGUCAACACAUUCUGCUGCUCUUUGAUGUUAAUUGCUAAAAUUAUUCAGUAUGUGGUGUUUGGCCCGCUUAGGGUCAGUGAGAAGCAGCACCUCAAAGAUAAAUUCUGGAACUUCAUCUUCUACAAGUUCAUUUUCAUCUUUGGCGUAUUGAACGUGCAGACAGUGGAGGAGGUGGUCAUGUGGUGUUUGUGGUUCUCUGCCCUGGUCUUUCUCCACCUCAUGGUACAGCUCUGCAAAGACAGAUUUGAAUAUCUGUCUUUCUCGCCCUCCACUCCCAUGAACAGCCAUGUGCGAGUGCUUUGUCUGCUGGUCUCCCUGCUGCUGGACUGCUGUGGCCUGGCUGUGGUCUGUGGUCUGCUGGGAGCUACCCAUGGCAUGCACACCCUCUCUUUUAUGGCAGCAGAGUGUCUGCUGGUGACUGUACGCACUGGGCAUGUCAUCAUGCGAUACUCCAUUCAUCUGUGGGAUCUGAACCAUCCAGGGACCUGGGAGAGUAAGGGAACAUAUGUCUACUACACAGACUUCAUCAUGGAGUUGGCUAUGCUCUUUCUGGACCUCACGCACCAUAUCCAUAUGCUGCUUUUUGGUAACAUCUGGCUGUCCAUGGCAAGCUUGGUUAUCUUCAUGCAGCUGCGGUAUCUCUUCCAUGAGGUGCAGCGCCGCGUCCGCCGCCACAAGAACUACCUUCGUGUCAUCAACAACAUGGAGGCCAGAUUUGCUGUUGCUACUGCAGAGGAGCUGGCAGCUAAUGAUGAUGAUUGUGCCAUCUGCUGGGAUACCAUGUUGACAGCACGCAAACUACCCUGUGGCCAUCUCUUCCACAACUCUUGUUUGCGCUCAUGGCUUGAGCAGGACACCUCGUGUCCAACAUGUCGGACAUCCCUGAAUAUUAAUGGUGACGGGGGCCAGGCAAGAGGCCAGCAGCAGGCCGGGGGAAUGGAAGACAACAUCGGCCCAGUAGGAGCUGCUGCAGAUGCUAGACCACAUAUCAACCAACACAAUCACUUCUUCCACUUUGAUGGAUCUCGCAUUGCCAGCUGGCUGCCCAGUUUCUCAGUGGAAGUAAUGCACACCACCAAUAUCUUGGGCAUCGCUCAGGCCAACAACUCCCAGCUCAUGGCCAUGGCCCAUCAGAUCCAGGAGAUGUUCCCUCAGGUGCCCUCCUAUCUGGUGAUGCAGGACCUGCAGUUGACCCGCUCUGUGGAGGUCACCACUGACAACAUCCUGGAAGGACGCAUCCAGGUGCCCUUCCCGACACAGGCCAUAGAGCGUGCACCGGUGAGCCCUGCAGAUGAGCAGGAAGGGCCCAGUGGAGCAGCUGAGCAGAGCCUCAGUGAGUCAGACAACAUGGAGGUCAGAGGAGGUCGCUUCUCUAAGUCAGCUGAGGAGAGGCAGAAGAUGUUAAAGCAGAGGAAAGAAGAGAUGCUCCUGCAGGCACGCAGGAGAUAUCUGAACAAGAGUCCAGAGGACCAGGAUGAGGAUUUGCCUGGACUAGAGGAGGACAUUCUUCCAGAAUUGAACUUGACUGUGCUGAGACGUAGAACCAUGGCGGCAGCUGCAGAGAGACGCAUGCAAAAUCAACAAGACCCUGCACCCUGAUAAACAGAUAGGCUUCAUCAAAAGAGUCUACCACAUCAUCAUCCCAAGAGGCACUGAGAGAGCUAUUUCAACCCCCCCAUUUGGUGUAUAGUCAAUGGUCAUCACCUAUUCAAAACAAUAAUUAAAAAGCAUUACACACAUGGCCUUUGGACUGUUUUGGGCUGCCUAAAUAAGGUGGGACUAUUGUGAAUGGCCUCUGCCUCACUGAUUCCAGAGUAUUUGGAACAUUAUAUAAAUUAAUGGGUGCAAGUCAAGAAAUGCAAGGUUGCAUUGCCCUUUAUUCAUGUGCCACACAUUGCAACCACCAGCUUCAGUAGGGAGUCAGUAUCUGUUAUGAUUGGGACUGGCUGUCCAAAAUGAGCAUGUUUUUCAGUCAGGAGUCUUUUAUGAGAGGGGUUUGAAGGUGUCAUUACUAGAUAAAGCUGUUUGGGUCCUUGUUUGUUUUCCUUUUUAUCAGAUUUUUUUUUGUUUUUGCUCAUGGUGGAAAGCUACAUAUUCUGGAUGAAAAAACUCAUCUGAUGUAUUUGUGUGUUAUUAUUUUAUGAGUUUCAACUGUGAAUUUGGUGUAGGCAAAAUAACAACAAGUCUCUUACCUUGGAGUAAGAGAAUGUCACUUUAGUAUUGUUCAGCCUUUCUGUCAAAUAUGAAUGUUUCUAUAAAAAUAAUGCUGCAAACGAAGUGUUUUUGACCCGCAUGGGUUCUGUAUUUAGUGUGUAAUAUCACCCAUUGCAAACAGUUUGCAUUUUGUUAUUUAGCAAGGGGGCUGGGGUGGGUGGAGUGGACAUGUAAAUCUUUGUUUUCUAAUACUGUUCCCUUAAGUCGCAUAGGCAACGAAGGGGAUGUAUUAUGUUUUGUACAAGUACAUUGGGUGUCAUCCUCUCAGUCUUUCUUAAAUUACCCUCUGAUAAUGAGCAAUUCUCUCUGAAUAAGAAAAUAUUAUUUUCUACUGAGUAUAUUAAUGAGGUCCUUGGUCAUCUGUGUCCAUCAGUUUGGAAUUUUUAGGGUAUGUAGAAAUAGUUUUAAGUCUGCGACAGCUGGACUUGCUGUUGUCUUUUGAAGACGUGUUGACACUCGUCAACUGGCUUUGGCAGCAGAAUUGAGCAGUAGCAAAAUAUAUGACUUAACAACAAAUCCAGUUGCCUUUGAUUUAAUACUUCUAUGACCUGAAUGACUGAGAAUCUUAAUGAAGACAUAUUUUUUUAUUUGUGCAGCCUUUGUCUACUCACUUUUUAGGAGUGCUAAUUCAAAAAUCAUACCAGCAAGGAACAUAAUAAUCCUCUGUUCAAAGAUCUUAUUUCAAUAAUGUAUAGCAAUCUACAACACGGACUGGGUCCUUAAACAUUUUAGUAUUAUCAAAUUUCACUAAAUCUGUAGCUGGUUGAGACAUAUUGACGGACACAAAGAUGGAGACUGUAUUGUAAGUGUUUGAUUUCUUACAGUGAAAGGGCAAUUUGGGGUGAGAUAUGCAUGAAUCUAGACAAGUGCUUUUGUUUCCUUCCACUUUAUCCCAAAGAGCAGCCCACAAACCUCCACUAAAAGCUGAAGUGUUGUGAUCUUUAUUGUGUGUUUAUUUUAUUGCUCAAACUCUGUUUGGGGGUGUUGUAAGAUGAUACAAUAUAGGAUUUAGAUUUCAGAUUUAAAUUUGUCAAACUGUAAAAAAGAAAUUGGACAGUUUUGUUUUCAUGUUAAGGAUUUUUCAUUCAGUUAUUUAACAAGUCUUAAUAUCCAUGAUAUAUUUUCCUAUUCAUUGGUUAUCUUUCAUAACCAUUAGUUAUUUAAUUAAAACUGAAAUACAUUUUUGGACUGAGCUUUCCUGUAUUUUUGUGCCUAAAUCAAUAAUGGUUCAGUUAUGGAUAAUUUCUGUAAAUCUAGUUUUUGUAAAAUAUGUUAAUACAAAAGACUCAAUAAACAGAGCUUCUACAGCUUUUUUUUAACAAAA